Molecule: messenger RNA, 2709 nt
Organism: Lampris incognitus (smalleye Pacific opah)
Lineage: Eukaryota; Metazoa; Chordata; Actinopteri; Lampriformes; Lampridae
Gene: oatx
Product: organic anion transporter X
Exons: 16
Coding region: 263-2062 (599 amino acids)
Biological process (GO): transmembrane transport
Cellular component (GO): membrane
Molecular function (GO): transmembrane transporter activity
Source: RefSeq, a predicted model, not a curated record
GGGAGGUUUAGAGGACUUGCUCUCUCCUCGGGUCGUGAUGAGGAGGUCUCAUUCGGGUGGAGGAAGCUCAACAUAUCGUGUCUCUGUGUCUCCUGGCAGGCUCUGGACUAAGCUGAGCGGCAGCGUCUGUUGCAUGUGACUGGGGAAACCCUGGAGGACGAAGGUGAGAAAAAGUUACAAGAAGAUGAUCCAAUUCUUCUGGAAACUCAGAAGUUUCUAGAUUAGGAUUUAAAUCAACAUUUGAACAAAGAGAGAAAGUAAGAUGGGCUUCGCCGACCUUCUGGAGGAGGUGGGCGGUUUCGGACGCUUCCAGUGGCUGCACGUCACCCUGAUCAGCAUCCCGGGUCUCCUCAUCGCCUCCCAGAACCUCCUCAAUAACUUCACUGCUGGUAUACCAGCGCACCACUGCCGCCUGCUGGCCAACCACACGGCCCUCAGCACCACCUCGUCUUCUCACAACCUGUCUGCUGCCGAGGUGCACGAGUGGCGGUAUCUACAUGCCUUCAUUCCUCUGGAUCCUUCUGGAACCAAACUGGACAAAUGUAGGAGGUAUGUGGAACCACAGUGGCACCUAGUGGACAAUACGACGGGCCCCGGGCUCCCUGUGGCCCCGCCCACUCCAAACAGCACCGGGCCGCAGACUGAGGAGUGUGUGGACGGCUGGACGUACGAACGCACCGAAUUCCUCGCGACCAUCGUCUCUGAGUGGGAUCUGGUGUGUACUCUUCGUCCUCUGAAGCAGAUGAGUCAAACAGUUUAUAUGGGCGGAGUUCUGACUGGAGCCAUUAUCUUUGGGGGACUGUCUGACAGGUUUGGCAGGAAGUCAAUCCUUAUUUGGUCAUAUUUCCAGCUGGCCUUACUCGGCAGCUGCACGGCGUUGUCUCCGUCUUACACCGCUUACUGCGUCUUCCGCUUCCUAACUGGGAUGGCAGUGUCAGGGGUCAUUCUGAAUGCUGUGUCAUUAAAGGUCGAGUGGAUACCGACCAGUUCACGGACUCUGGUGGGAACGCUCACUUCCUUCUUCUUCACCUUUGGUCAGAUGGUCCUGGCAGGGAUCGCUCACAGCCUGAGGGACUGGAGGAAGCUGCAGGUGGCUGUGUGCGCCCCUUACUUCCUGUUCUUUGCAUACAGCUGGUGGUUCUCCGAGUCGGCCCGCUGGCUGGUUCUAAAUCGACGUUCAGAGGAUGCGCUGAAGAGCAUUCACCACGUGGCUCAAAUCAAUGGCAAACCAGAGAUGGUGGAGAAGAUAACACUGGAGGUCCUCCACUCCCACAUGAAAAAAGAAAUAGAGUCAAGUAAGUCUUCAUUCACGGCAUAUGACCUUCUGAGGACACGUGGGAUGAGACGCAUCUCUGUCUGUCUGGUGGCUGUCUGGUUUUCCACCAGCUUUGCAUACUACGGGUUGGCCAUGGACCUGCAGAAAUUUGGGGUGAAUAUUUACCUCAUGCAAAUCAUCUUCGGUGCUGUUGAUUUUCCCGCAAAACUGUUUGCACUGGGCAUGCUCAGUUACCUCGGGCGCCGCGUCACCCAGGCAACCUGCCUCUUCAUCUCAGCUCUUGUCAUCUUCGCCAACAUCUUUGUUCCUACAGACAUGCAGACCGUCCGGACCACUCUGGCUUGUCUCGGUAAAGGUUUCACCUCUGCCUCGUUCACAUGUGUCUACCUGUUUACCGGAGAGCUCUACCCCACCGUCAUAAGACAAACCGGCAUGGGGUUCGUAUCGACUAUGGCUCGUGUUGGCAGCAUGGCUGCACCUGCGGUCCUGAUACUGGAUGAGGUGUUCCCGGCGAUGCCCAGCGUGGUUUAUGGGGGAGCAGCGGUCGUGGCCGGGGGGUUUGCCUGCUUUCUUCCGGAGACAAUGAGUGUUCCGCUGCCAGACACCAUUGAGGACGUAGAGGAGAUGUGGUCAGGAGAAAGCCACGCCCAGAAGCAGCAGCAGUUGCAGAAAGAAAGUGUGGCCUUAAAAGAGGGUGUGGGUUGUCAGGAGGACGUGGUCUCCAAGGAUGACCCGGCUUUUAAAGAGAUAAAGGAAGGAGAAGGGACCGGGCUCAACGCCCUCUGACCAAUGACAACCGUCCCCCCACCAACACCGAGAUGGGUCUAACUGCAGUGUGGCAGUACUACAUGACACCCCCCUGAUGUUGUUACCCCUAUGGCCUUGUGUUACACGACAAUACCCCCCACCCUUAACCCUGACCUUAACCAUCUCCCUCCUCAUGCCUAAACCUAACCGAUUAGGAGUGUCAUGUAGUAAAGUGGGUGUGUCAUGUAGUAAAGUGGGUGUGUCAUGUCUGUAUUGCGACACUGAAGCUGGGCCUCCUUGCCAAAAUUAGCCAAUGGAAAGAGGAAGUCUGCUAAAACCUGCCAGUCAGCAAUGAUUCACACUGUUCCUGGCUUAAUCCAACAUGGUGGAAAGCCAGACAGUCAGAAUGGAGGGAAAUAGAUUCCAGUUCCUCUCUCACUCCAAGUCAGACGGAGAGGAAGAUUCUGCCUUCAUGUAACACAGCCUGCAAACCCAGUGCAUAAUAACAGACCAGUAUUACAGCUGAAAUAACUGAAAGGUUUAACUGCAGAUCUUUUACAAAUUUCGGAGACAAACUAACUCCUGCACAGCUGAAAGUUACAUAUAUUCUGUUGUCAAGAGUGUUUGCAGAAUUUGAGAUGUUAGUCAUAGAGUUUGAUCAGAAAGUAUAAUAAAAAAAUCUGAAU